UAACAACUUAUCAAAAAGAGGAAGAGACAAACUAGAAUAUAAGAUUAAGAUAUAAUUUUAUGUUAAUGGCCCGUCCUCCUAUAUCAACUAAACCCAUGAAUGAACAUGAAGAUCCAAAAACAUUGAUUUUUGAUUUUUCAGCGCUGAAAGACCACUCUAACAUACCCACCCAAUUCAUAUGGCCUGAGGAAGAAAGGUCCAUUAUCGAUGCCCCACAUCUCCAAGUCCCGCUCAUCAACUUGUCUGCCUUUCUCUCAGGUGACCAAGAGAAGGUAAUGGAGGCUUGUCAGCUUGUUGACGAGGCCUGUCGAAAGCAUGGAUUCUUCCUUGUUGUCAAUCACGGUAUUGACUCCAAACUUAUUGCUGAUGCUCAUCGCUUCAUGGACAGCUUCUUUGAGCUGCCACCCUUGGAAAAAGAGAAAGCUCUAAAAAAACAAGGAGAGUUGUUCGGCUACUCCAGUAGUUUGAUUGGUCGUUUCCAGUCCAAACUCCCAUGGAAAGAAACCCUUUCUGUUCGUUAUUCUACUAUAAAAUACACUCCUACCAACAUCAUCAAAAAUUAUUUUCAAAACAAAUUGGGUGAAAAUUUCGAAGAGACAGGGAGGGUUUUUCAGGAUUUAGCUGAAGCAAUGAAUAAGCUAUCCCUUCAAAUUGUAGAACUUUUGGGAGCAAGCCUUGGAGUAGGUAAAGCUCGUUUUAAGGAUUUUUAUGAAGAAACCGACUCCAUAAUGAGACUUAAUAACUACCCUGUAUGUCCAAAACCUGAGCUAACAUUAGGAAUCGGACCUCAUUCUGAUCCAUCUUCCGUAACAAUUCUUCACCAACAACAAGUGGAAGGACUUCAAGUGUUCGUCGAUAAUAAAUGGCAGAAAAUUAGUUCAAAUUCUGAUGCCUUUGUUGUUAACAUCGGUGAUACAUUCAUGGCACUUUCUAAUGGGAUCUACAAGAGCUGCUUUCAUCGUGUAGUUGUGAAUAGCGAAAAGCCUAGGAAAACUCUGGCAUUCUUUUUGACUGUUAAUAGUGAUAAAUUGAUAAGUCCACCAAGUGAGUUGGUCAAUGAUUGGAGCCCUCGAAUUUACCCAGAUUUUACAUGGCCUGAGUUUGUUGACUUCACUAUUAACCAUUACAGAGCUGACAUGCAUACCCUAAAAGCGUUCUCAAAUUGGCUCCAUCAGAAGAAGAAGAAUUGAGAGAUGUCAUAAGCACAAAAGUAACGAACGAAUGAAAAAUUCUAAAGGCAAAUGUUAUGAAAAGGCAGGAAAAAUAAAUUAUCCUUAUUCAUAAAAAUUUGUUGAAAAUAUCUAUUUUUAUUUUAUAAAAAUAAUUGCAGCUAUUAUAAAAUUAUUAUAAAUAUAAAUAUAUUUAUGUAAAAAAAAUAACGAGGAAUGAUAUCUUAAUUUAAUGAAAAUUUACAUGAAAAAAUAAAAAUAAAAACUCAAAAAUAUUACCCAUAUAUCCUUAGAAGGCCACUCCUACAUUUUUACUUCUCAUAUAGUUUUAUUUACACUAAUACCUUUUACACAUGUAUGAUGUCAU
Cannabis sativa is the source of this 1536-nucleotide messenger RNA. RefSeq names its product gibberellin 20 oxidase 2-like. The record is from RefSeq and is a predicted model, not a curated record. The transcript is spliced from 3 exons. Bases 60 to 1190 code for a protein of 376 amino acids. Lineage: Eukaryota; Viridiplantae; Streptophyta; Magnoliopsida; Rosales; Cannabaceae. Gene Ontology annotation, biological process: gibberellin biosynthetic process; flower development; unidimensional cell growth. Gene Ontology annotation, molecular function: gibberellin 20-oxidase activity.